Electrophorus electricus (electric eel) is the source of this 1205-nucleotide messenger RNA. RefSeq names its product DDRGK domain containing 1 (gene ddrgk1). The record is from RefSeq and is a predicted model, not a curated record. Gene Ontology annotation, molecular function: ubiquitin-like protein ligase binding. Lineage: Eukaryota; Metazoa; Chordata; Actinopteri; Gymnotiformes; Gymnotidae. Gene Ontology annotation, biological process: protein K69-linked ufmylation; cartilage development; negative regulation of IRE1-mediated unfolded protein response.
GGUUACUUGCACGGUUGUUGCACCGUGACGAGUAGCAAGACACCUCCAUACCAGUAGGGGGCAAACUGCUCGAGGAAGCGGACGGAUAUUCGACGCUAACGUCAUCUUUGACGUUAGACAUUUUGACUAGACAUUAGUUUUAGCUCAUGUUUUGCGACCUUAGUUGAAUUGUAUUUAAAACAAAUUAUGGAUGUUGUUCUUUAUCUCGCAGCUGCAGCGAUUUUAAUUGUUCUGAUAAUAUUCGCUGCAAAGGUUCGUAGACGUACAGAGGAAGCUGACCGUGAAGACCGGCAGAAUGCUGUGGCUCGAGCCGCGGCCGCUCCGCGAGCGCCCGAGGAGCGCGGGGCGGGAGCGCGCCGGCGGCGCAGAGGCCUCGGCAGUGUGACGGCACAGUGGCGCGCGCAGCGCGACGCCGAGGACGAGAUCAUUGGUGAGGAUGAGGUGGAUGAGGAAGGUGAGAUCCCCCAGGCAGAAGAGCGACUUCAGGCAGCAGGGAAAGUGGGUGCCAAGAAGCAGAGAAAGCUGGAAGAGAAGCAGGCCAGAAGAGCUCAGAGAGAGGCUGAGCUGGAGGAGCGAGAGGAGAGGAGGCGCAUGCAGGAGAUCAGAGAGCAGGAGAAGAAGAAGGAAGAGGAGAAGGAGAGACUGCUGGAACAGAAACAGGAGGAGGAAUUACAACGAGCUAAGGAGGAGCAGGAGAAGAGAGAGGAAGAGGAGUAUCAGAGACUCAAAGAGUCCUUCAUCAUUGAGGAGCAGGGCGAGGCUGAAGAACUCACUGAACAGGAGUCACACAACCUUCUUCAAGAGUUUAUCCAGUAUGUUAAGGACUCCAAGGUGGUGUUGCUAGAGGACUUGGCAUCACAUUUUGGAAUGCGUGCCCAGGAUGCUAUUGCCAGACUGCAGGACUUGAUAGCAGGCGGCUCACUUACAGGAGUGAUCGAUGACAGAGGAAAGUUCAUCUUCAUCACUCCACAGGAGAUGGAUGCUGUGACGCAGUUCAUCAAGCAGAGAGGAAGAGUCUCUAUUUCCGAGCUGGCCCAAGCCAGCAACACACUAAUCAGCCUUACGUCCACCGUUCAGAGCACCUCCUUGUCCACUAGUACACAAACUCUGGCACAUGGAACAUCAGCCAGCUAAUUCUUUCUUGUUUGUUUGUUUCUGUUUUGAAUAUCUGUAACUUAAUUUAAUAAAAUUCAAUCCCAAUCGGA